Symbiodinium sp. CCMP2456 is the source of this 1725-nucleotide messenger RNA. The record is from the annotation of a GenBank genome assembly. Lineage: Eukaryota; Dinophyceae; Suessiales; Symbiodiniaceae.
AUGUAUUUCGUCUGCCCAAAGCACUGCCACUGCGAAAGAGAGGUGCAGCCUCCUGCCCCUGCUGCGCCGCAGCUGUCGCAGCCGGAGCUCUCCGAGCUGGACCAACUGGGCCUCCAGGAAGCCGUUUUGGAGCGGCUUCGCUCACUCUGCGACAAAGAUGUCGAACCCAAGGUUCUGGCUGAAUACAUCGUAGUUCUGGCACAGAUGAACAAAGGCCCGGAGCACUUGUCGGGUGAGUUGGAAGCUUUCUUUUCGGACAAGGCUUCGCUCCACUCGUUCGUGCGAUGGGUGGAGGACUGCAAGUAUUCGUUUCUUCCUGGCGGACAGCCUGCAAAGCAUCGGAACACGCCGAUGCCCAAUGGCAAAGGUUCGCAGCCAGCCGACUUUUGGGGUCCAGCCCCUGACACAUCGAACGGAUCGCGCUUGGCAAGCAAGACCGCGGAGGCUUCGCCUGUCGGACCAAAGACUGUCCGUCGUGGCAACUAUGGCACUGGUCCUCAUGUGGCGGUCACUAGCAGGGUGGUGCUGCAGCCCAACCCCAACUUCGAUGCCGGCCCUGUGAAGGCCCCGACGAGUACAUCAGUCUCGAAGGUUGCUUCGAAGGCGCAACCAACGCGCUCUGUACAACCCACUAUGCCACCGGCGCACAGUGCUGGAGCCCAGAAGGUUCAUCUGCUGGGAGACUUGACCAAAACCUUGCAGACAAUUCUGACAAAAUUGCAAGACAGAGAGCUGCCUGACAGUCAGCGCGAGCAGUAUCAGGCCAUGGCUGACAAGAUCCACCUCCGGAUCAAGGCCAUCAAUCUACCCGGUGCAGCUCCCGCCUUAAUUUCUUCACUGCCACUGCCUCUGAAGCACAGUUUGUACGACACGACACGUGUACCUAGGCUGCGCCUGUCGGAUCGGGCAAGUCCCUUCUUCUUCGGAAGUGGGGCUGAGGCGGGUGUCCAGGACAAUCUAGUGGAGGUGGUACGCCGGAACCCUGCGGCAGCCUCACGGCUCCUGUACACCACGGCCUUGUUCAGCUCUGCUGGUAAUGCCGUCUCUGCUGGCAGCUGCUUUGCGUUCUUGUGGAUUCACUGGCAACUUUGUGCCACGUGUGAUCGUCCUCUCAGGUGGUGGCUUCUUCUGCAAGCCUGCAUUCAACUAGUGCAGAUGCCCGUCCGUAUAGCGCUGCUCUACUGCGUGUGCCAGGUGGAGGAGUCGGGGACUGGUUUGGAGGACUGGGUUGUGCAGCUGACAUCUUCAAAGGCAUGGCGUCUGAGCAAGAACCUUGCGAUUUUCCAGUACGGCUGGUUCGUGCUGGGCAUGGUUUGGUGGAUGCAUACGGACUCCUGUCCAGAUUGCCCCGCAGUCUCAACUCUGACAGCAGCCGUCAUGUCACUGUCGGCAGUGCGCGCAACCUUCGCGAUUGCCAUCUUUCGAGCACUCUUCCGCGACGGAGAUCUUUCUGUCCAGGAGCCCGCUGCUACGGGGGCCACGCGAGAGCAAAUCAGCGCUCUUCCUGCAUUCCGCUUCACAAAAACCCUUGGCGACGACCAGGAUGCUCCAUGCUCCAUCUGCCUCUCGGGUUUUGCAGACGGCACGCUGCUUCGGAGGCUGCCCUGUGGCCACGAGUUUCAUCGUCAAUGCAUUGACAGGUGGCUUCGGCGCAACAAGCGCUGCCCCUUGUGCAUGGCUUCGAUUGAAUGCUGUCCUUUGCGACAUCGCGCCCCUGAGCAUUGA